Messenger RNA from Dimorphilus gyrociliatus, 1269 nucleotides. The record is from the annotation of a GenBank genome assembly. NCBI's taxonomy places the organism in Eukaryota, Metazoa, Annelida, Polychaeta, Dinophilidae.
CAAUAUUUCUUUCUGUAAAGUUUCUUUAAGAAAUAUUAAAACAUUAUGAAAUUAUUUGCCGUUCUUAUUUUGAGUAUUCAACUCUCUUUCGUUUUUCUAAAUCCUGCCUUCUUCAUUUUUGAUUCUGAUCUUCGUCAUUACUCAAAUAAUGCAGCAGUUCAAUUUUCAGAUGUUGCAAUAAACAAGCAAAAUUUUUACACCAAUAAUGCAGCUCAUAUUACAGAACCAGGUUAUUACUUUUCAGCACUUAAUGCAGCUACUCCUAAAGACGGAGAGGUUAAUUUUCGACACAACUUUUUUUAUGGCGAUAAGUAUGUAAUCCAGCCACCAAAUGCCAAUGACGUUGUCACUUCUAGCCGAAUUUCCAUGUAUGAACAUAAGAGUGGAAGUUCGUCGAGAAGGGAAAACAUAAGAUCAUUCAAAUCAUCUACCACUAUUAGUGAUACCAUAUCAAAAACAACAUCUUGGCUUGCGUUCAAAUAUAAUACAGAUAAUAUCUUUUAUGCUGGAUAUACUGAAAAAAACGGCAAUAACAUGAUAUUUAACGAUGUUAGAAUCUUAAAAGGAAUAGGUUAUGGUCAGAAUGCAUUGAGAAUCGCAAAAUCUGGAUUGUACUUUUUUGCUAUAACACUCGGAACAACCAAUUCAAGUAAUAAUGAAGUAGAAAUCUAUAUUAAUGGUCAAGCUCUUUUCCAGUCAGUUGGUAAAAUAGUUAGAAAUAAUGAUGAAUCUGGAGAAUAUAUCAUGUCUUCAACAAGAUCAUGGAUUUUCCAACUAAAAGAGAAGGAUGAAGUCUCCCUUCGUGGUUUAAAAGGCAACUACGUAGAUAAAUAUCAUACAAGCUUUUUAAUGUUUCGUCUGGAUUCUUCAAAUACUAAACCCUCUUUUAGUGCUGUUAGAAAAGCUGGUUGGUUAGGAUUUGGUGCAUUGAAUCCCAUUGAGUUUGAUACUACUCUGGCUAUCAUGGGAAAUUAUUGGAAUGCCAGAGAAAACCAAUACGAAAUCCAAACAAGUGGUCUAUACUUUUUGAGUGUAACUGGGGGCAAAUACCGUAGAUGUAAAUUGGAAAUGGAGGUUCUUGUAAACAAUGAACUUAAAGGCGAGCUUCUUAACCAUAAUACUGGACCUGGAGACGAAAAUACGAAUACAAUGAAUAUGCUCCUUGAGCUUAAAGAUGGAGACGUUCUUUCGUUUUCCUCACCAAACAGUGCUUGUUUUGAUGAUUCUUAUUAUCUAACAAGUUUCUCCAUCUUUUAUGUUUCUUCAUAA